CGAAAAGGGAUCCGAAAUACACUGUGUUUGUUUUUCCCGCCGAAGUCGGGCGGUAAAUUUCUGUAGUUUUGUUUUCCGGCUGGGUCGUGUGGCCGUUUCUGAGACACUUUUGUCACGUAACCAAGCACUUCGCCACACGAAGCUCUGGCCGUGAAGGUUGGACGCCAUCAACAAACAUGGAAAGAGUUGUAGGCGCUCCUCUCCUCGGAGGACUUACCUCUUGUUUCGCUGCGGGCGUCCCGGUGAGCGUGACGCGCGUCUUUCCAACGAAAAAUCCCGUCGCGAGUAUUGACAGAAGCCGAUUGCAGCAGCUCAGUAUGGGAUUUCUGCAGGCCCAUUCCCGUGGAUUCGCUUUUCAAGCCAGUGCUGCCCUCCUUUUUCCAAAAUGUGUUAUGCCGAAGGACAUGAUUCGCACGUGGAAGAUCGCCCCGGGCGACGAUGUUCGCGUGUUAUCUGGUAAAGACAAAGAGAAGGAAGGAGUCGUUCUUGCGGUGGACAAGCGCAGAAACAUGGUCAAGGUCAAGGGCUGCAAUCUACAGAUGCUCCGGGACAAGAGCGGGCACAAAGUCCAGGUGGAGCGCAAGAUUCACUACUCCAACGUGAACCUGCUGGACCCGGUGACGCGGGAGGCAACGCGGACCUGCCUCAAGUAUAGGACUUAAUUUGGAUUCUUCGUGAAGAUGGCGACACAGCCAUAUUUUGAGCAUGUAUGUAACCCAUAUUUUGAGCAGGCACAUAUGAUUUUAAUUUGCAAGUUGUUUUCGAAAAACACCAGUUUUCAGCCGGACGGUGCGAUUUUGCGAAUUGCAAAAAAGUCCGGACAAGUAGUUCCGUGGCCCGAGCGGAAAGUAAAGCCCUUCGACACCGAGCGACAGAAAACAUACGCAAAGGACACGGAGCCGCACGAUGCGCUGGAGAAAACUUACUCGUACCGCAGUGACGUCACCGCGAUGCGACUUGCGAGGCAAAGCAUGACCAAGUACAACCACGACCUCUAG
Messenger RNA from Amoebophrya sp. A120, 998 nucleotides. The record is from the annotation of a GenBank genome assembly. NCBI's taxonomy places the organism in Eukaryota, Dinophyceae, Syndiniales, Amoebophryaceae.